Penicillium vulpinum is the source of this 771-nucleotide messenger RNA. RefSeq lists its product as uncharacterized. The record is from RefSeq and is a predicted model, not a curated record. Lineage: Eukaryota; Fungi; Ascomycota; Eurotiomycetes; Eurotiales; Aspergillaceae. The transcript has 5 exons. The coding region runs from base 1 to 771 and encodes 256 amino acids.
AUGGAGAACGCCGUUCAAUCUCAAAAGUCAAAGGACAAAUCUUUCAUAAAAUUAGUACGCGCCAGGCGCAAGAAAUUAGCAAAUAAGCCUACAACCGCCAUUACCGCCCUUGACCCCAGCGAAAUUCCGCAUAACUUUAAUCUCACUCACUGCCUGCCCACCGAGUUCGAACUUUCCCCGAGCAAGAGCGAACCGGUCACUGUCCCUCCUCACUUGAACUCGAUUCUCGCAGAUUACGAUACGGCAACAGGUGGCUCACCUAGAAAUGAGGCGCUAAUAAGAUCUCGCAUUGAUGCAAUUAUCCUGGCAACUCUGGCUAAGAUAAAGCGUUGCAAAGGCCAGUACUUCGGCUGCACCAGCCUCAUUCAUUGCCUCCUCCCCAUCACUCAAGUGAAGCUUUCUGGAAUAGUUGACUACUCGCUUUGGAAUGGCAUACCUAUGACCAAUAUGGCAAUAAUUGAGGCGAAAAGGACGCCCUUGCUGGAAAGCAGUAUGCUACAUUGUCUUGGCCAUAUGGCGAUGAUACAUGAAACAAGAAAGCAGUCGAAUAUUCGCGACACGUCUGUGUAUGGAAUCGUCACCGACAGUUACGAGUGGAUUUUUAUCCUGAUUCGUCCAAAUGGCGAGUACACGGACAAAACCUACCAAUGGCUGCACAGUGCGCAAGAAAUUAUCUCAAUUUUGUCGAGAAUUUUCUCCCACGCUGCCGGAUUUAACUCCCAGAACAGCCAAAGCGAAAGUGAGGAUAACAACUCCCUAUACACAUGCUAG